Molecule: messenger RNA, 1481 nt
Organism: Trematomus bernacchii (emerald rockcod)
Lineage: Eukaryota; Metazoa; Chordata; Actinopteri; Perciformes; Nototheniidae
Gene: grpel1
Product: GrpE-like 1, mitochondrial
Exons: 4
Coding region: 106-735 (209 amino acids)
Biological process (GO): protein folding; protein import into mitochondrial matrix
Cellular component (GO): PAM complex, Tim23 associated import motor
Molecular function (GO): protein homodimerization activity; adenyl-nucleotide exchange factor activity; protein-folding chaperone binding
Source: RefSeq, a predicted model, not a curated record
UUUGUUUCAUGAUUGGCUGAAACUGCACGCUGCUGCCACAGCGUCAUAGAUGUAAGAGGUCAGCGUGGUUACAGCGAGUAACUCACAGUGCUGUAUAUUUAAGAAAUGGCGAGCUUGUGUGCGCGAGCAGUCAGACAGAGCUACUCACUUGUAGCCAAACCUGCACUAUCAAGAGCCUCCCCACGGUUGUUAUGCACAGCCAGUCAGCAGAAGAAGGAUGAGACUGACAAGCCGGAGCAGAGUGCAGCAGACACUCUCCUGGCCGAGGAGAAGGCCCAGCUGGAGGAACAGGUCAAGGACAUGACGGAAAAGUACAAGCGGGCCUUAGCAGACACAGAGAACCUCAGAACGAGGAGUCAAAAGAUGAUAGAAGAUGCUAAAUUAUACGGGAUCCAGGGCCUUUGUAAGGAUCUGCUGGACGUGGCUGACAUCUUGGAAAAGGCCACAGAGAGUGUGCCCAAAGAGGAAGUUACAAGCCAAAACCCACACCUGAAGAACCUGUAUGAUGGCCUGGUGAUGACUGAGAUCCAGAUUCAGAAGGUCUUCACAAAGCAUGGCUUAGCCAAGCUCAAUCCUGAUGGCCAGAAGUUUGACCCCUACGAGCAUGAGGCCCUCUUUCAUGCCCCUGUGGAGGGCAAGGAGCCCGGCACUGUAGCUGUAGUAACCAAAGUAGGCUACAAGCUUCAUGGGCGCACCCUCAGGCCAGCAUUAGUGGGCGUAGCUAAAGCUCCCUAGAAGUGAUUAUUUAACUGACCAAGUGGCAUUUCCUUUGUUGCCAGAGUAACAGAUGACCUCUGGGAUAGCAACAUGAAGGGUCAAAGAGACGGGAACCCAACUCAACAGAACUUUGUGUCUUGACAUUGUCCAUCAGUUUUUAACAGAUACAUUUACACCAACACUUUGUCUGGCACGGAACUGUCAACACUGUAGACUUUGGCCUUGUCAUCAGUUAUGCGAGUCAUUUCAGAGUAAGUUAUUGUCAGAAUUUAAUGAUAAUAAAAAAAAAACUCACCCAACCACUGGCAGCAGCUUUUAUGUCAACAUCAAUGAAUCUUAACUAAAAGAUAAAUAUGUUUCACAAAAAGUUUAACAAAUGAUCUAUACAUUUUUGGAGAAUUUGUUGUGAGCUAUAAUGAAUCCAUCCACAGAUUGAGUAGUGCUGAUUCUUUACUGCUGAUAUCAUUCCGGACUUUUGUUUAAAGCCCUAAUUAUCUUGAAAUGCACCUCUUUGGUUUUCUUGUUUGAGUUAAUAAUGUGAAUAGAGCAAGGAACAGUGAUGGAACUUGAUGACCUGAAAGGUUGUGAUUUAACUUGGUCAAAAUCUUUCUCUUCUUCAUGUGGUCAGGAACAGGCUUCAGUAAACCAGCCUCAGUAAAUGUAAUGUUUCUGUGCGAUGAUUUGGCUUUGUGGUGCCUGACAGUAAUGUUACAGCUUUAUCUGUAAAACUGCAUCCGAAUAAAAUGAUCAACUUUUGAAAGGUA